This is a messenger RNA of Macadamia integrifolia, 933 nucleotides long. Its product is annotated as outer envelope pore protein 21, chloroplastic-like. Lineage: Eukaryota; Viridiplantae; Streptophyta; Magnoliopsida; Proteales; Proteaceae. The record is from RefSeq and is a predicted model, not a curated record. The transcript has 6 exons. Gene Ontology annotation, biological process: regulation of monoatomic anion transport. Gene Ontology annotation, molecular function: voltage-gated monoatomic anion channel activity. Bases 99 to 647 code for a protein of 182 amino acids.
GUUACUAGUUUUACCGUACCAUAUUUCUAUUCAAGCAGCUUCUGUUCUCUCCCUGAAGGGUUUUUAACUUGAACUGAAGUUCUGAAACUUUGGAAGAAAUGGAGACUUCUCUGAGGUAUGGCGGAGACUCUAAAGCUCUUCGAAUCCAUGCCAAGGAGAAUUUCCCCAUCGCCACCAACAAACACUUCCAGAUGUUACUAACAGGACUUAAAAUCUCAGCAACAAUGCUGAAGAAGGUUCAUGCAGCACUAGAUACAGGAAGUGGAGAUCUGGGUUAUUUUAGUGGGAUUAUUAGAAACUUUUACCCUGAGUUAUCAACUACCCUUGGUGUUGGGUUACGGUAUGAUAAACAGGAUAAAUUCAGAUAUACAGUCCAUGGGAAGACGAAAUUUCCCCUCACAACUAAUGGUCAACUAAGUUUUAACAUCAAGGGGAGAUACGAUGCCCAUAAAGAUUUUCAAGAGAAAAAGUCAAGAGGAGCUGCAGAAUUUAGUUGGAGUAUAUUCAAUUUUCAAAAGGACCAAGAUGUAAGGUUCAAAGUAGGCUACGAAGUCUUCAAUAAGGUCCCAUAUUUGCAGAUAAGGGAAAACAAUUGGACCCUCAAUGCGGAUAUGAAGGGAAAAUGGUAUGUGAGAUUUGACCUGUAAAAGAGAAACCUUCUUUGUUAGCGGUCAGAAAAUCUGUGUUUCUGUUCAGAGGAAGAAUCUAUCCUGAUUGGUAGCAUUUGAUUAAGGUAUAGACUAUAUAUAGACACUUUCAUUUAUCUUGAAGUCUUUACUUUUAAAAUUUGUUAACUUUGAACCUUCCCAUGUUUGAAUGAUGGCAACUCUUGAGAAGGCAUCUCAUCGUCUUGUGACAUGUACCCGAGGGGACGAGCCUGUUUUGCAAGGCCUUCUAAAUUACCAAAAAAAAAACUCUGUUCCAUUUUCACAA